CGUGACGUGCGUUGCCAUGGCGACGGCCGGGCAGCGUCUCGCUCCGUUGGGGGGGGGAAUGACAACAAACAUGGCGGAGAGGAGCAGGACGGCAGAGACGGGUAGUGCCAUAGGAUGUGAAUAUACCAUAGCAGGGAAUGUGAGCAAGUACACUGUUCUCCCGGUUGGUUAUUGUGGACAGCCUAGAAAAGGACAUCUUAUAUUUGAUGCCUGUUUUGAAAGUGGUAACCUUGGACGGGUGGAUCCCAUCACAGAUUUUGAGUAUGACCUGUUCAUUAGACCAGAUACUUGCAAUCCACGCUUUCGAGUCUGGUUCAACUUCACUGUUGAAAAUGUAAAAGAAUCACAGAGAGUAAUUUUUAAUGUCGUCAACUUCAGUAAAACAAAAAGCCUCUACAGGGAUGGGAUGGCUCCAAUGGUGAAAUCCACAAGCAGACCGAAGUGGCAAAGAAUACCCUCUAAAAAUGUGUAUUACUAUCGCUGCCCAGACCACAGGAAGAAUUAUGUCAUGUCAUUUGCUUUUUGCUUUGACCGAGAGGAUGAUACUUACCAAUUUGCUUACUGCUAUCCCUACACCUAUACUCGCCUUCAGCACUAUCUUGACAACCUACAGCGGAGGAACAUGGAAUACUUUUUCAGAGAACUGCUAGGUCUCAGUGUGCAGAAGCGUCGGCUUGACCUCCUGACAAUAACCAGCCCUGCGAACUUGCGUCCAGGGGCUGAACAGAAAGUGGUGUUCAUCACUGCAAGAGUCCACCCUGGGGAAACACCGUCUUCCUUCGUGUGCCAAGGUAUAAUUGAUUUCCUUGUGAGCCAGCAUCCUAUUGCAAAAGUGCUGAGAGACCACCUGGUUUUCAAGAUUGCACCCAUGCUCAAUCCCGAUGGAGUAUACUUAGGAAAUUACAGGUGCUCCCUGAUGGGGUUUGAUUUGAACCGGCACUGGGCAAAUCCAUCUCCCUGGGCUCAUCCCACACUGCAUGGAGUGAAACAGCUCAUCAUUGAGAUGUACAACAAUCCGAAGAUUAACCUGGAGUUCUAUAUUGACAUCCAUGCCCACUCCACCAUGAUGAAUGGCUUCAUGUAUGGGAACAUCUUUGAAGAUGAGGAAAGAUUUCAGCGACAGGCUGUUUUUCCCAAGCUACUCUGUCAGAAUGCUGAAGACUUUUCUUAUUCCAGUACAUCAUUCAACAGAGAUGCUGUGAAAGCAGGGACAGGGCGGCGUUUUCUUGGUGGGCUCUUAAAUGAUACAUCCUACUGCUACACUCUGGAAGUCUCAUUCUACAGCUACAUAUUGGGUGGACCUACUUCUACUGUCCCCUACACUGAAGAAGCAUAUAUGAGGCUUGGAAGAAAUGUGGCCAGGACGUUCUUGGAUUACUACAGGCUGAACUCCUUGGUGGAGAAACCACUGGCAGCUACUCCUAAAACUCGGAAAGAAAAACUGCCACUUUUUAAAUGCCCUACCCAGCGGGGCCAAGGGAACAGCCAUGCUGGUGGCAAGCCAGAGAAGAGGAGCCAGGCACAUCUGAAGGACCAGUCUGUCUCCACACGAUGAGAGGAGAGGAGCGGAGCAGGAGGAGGAAGAAGAGGAGGACUGGUCUGUGGCAUGAGGCAGGGUGGAAGAGCACAUCUGGGUCUGGAACCAAUGAUGUUUCUCUUUUUUUCCCAGAUAACUAUUUCUAAGAUAACAAAUAGUCCAUGGAGGGAAAAGGGAGAGGGAAAUUAGCUAGAAAUUUUACCAUUGAUUCUUUUUAUUUCUGGAUGGUAAAUCAAUUUCAGGGCUUUUUUCUUUUUUUCUUUUUUGUUUCAUCUCUGAGAAAAGAAGAGUGACUCAAUAGAUUUACAGAAAUCUUUUGCAGGGUCUGAAAAGCUAUUUGUUAAAAUGAGAAAGCCUCCCCUUCCUCCACCAGCCUCACUCUUUCUCUUUAAAGGGAUAAUCCAUAUGAUGAGCUAACGAGGGAGUCCUGGCUCCCCUGCUGCACCAUGUGAUGUCUCCCCCUUUUAGUGUCAGGCUCAGAAGCUCUUAUGCCAAUUGCAUGUGCUAGCCCUGUUAGCUUGCAUUAAGAGAGCCUGACAAAUAGCUUCUGGGAGUCAGGCAGGCGCUCCUCAGUGUGCCGUUUAUCAUCCGCUGCAUGGUUAGGUUUUUUGCUCUUCCAUCAGACCAUUUGAGGAAAAUGGUCAUAAGAGAAAUGUUACUGUCAGGCUGCAGGCACAAAACUGGCCGCAAGACCCAUCUAACAGGCAGGAACCGUGGUCCUCCAGCAAAAACUUGUUGGGGUCUAGAAAGACUAGACUUCCCAAAAGAUGUAUGACUGAGGCAGUGUGAGUUAGGGGUAGUGCUGAAAGGGAUGAACAAACAGUGUUGUGCCAUGACAAUAAGAAAUCCCAAGUGAAACCUCACCAUCUUCCCAUUAUAUGGGCAGCACAUGAAAUAUCUGCUCAAAGCCACCAUCAUUAGAUUCUCUUGUCCCCUGUCUUGUGUGACUAAUUGAACACCUGCCAGUGAUGUGGAUUUGAAGCUCAAGGCCAAUAGUGAGUAGAAGAGCAUGACUCUGAGCAGAGUCCAAGUGUUUCCCAGGGAACUGGAAGGGAUGGUGCACCUAUCAGUCCCUCUUGCCAACCCAUCAGAAGACUUGGGAAGCAGCUUCUCUUCCCUGUCUUCUGCUAGGAGUUGGGCUGCAAUGGUGGCUUGGAGAAGAAAACGUGCGAAGACCCAACGGACAGAGAUGCAAAGGAUGAAACAGACUGGAAGUGAACAAAGACAUGUGAAACAAGACUGAAGGAGCGCCUCUUGAUGUCAGUAGUAGCCCCAGACGCUACUCUGACAGUAAAAGAGUAGUAGUUGGGUUGUAAAAGAGUAGUAGUUGGUUGGUCUAACUACUAGUAAAAGAGCUGGGUUGGUUGCUCCUUUCUUCCUUCCCAGGACUUGAGUGUCGCGAUCUAGGAAUAAUCAGGCUCAGCUGAGUCCUUGCACUGGCCUGUGUGAGAAGAAUGCAUCCUGAGUCUAAAUGAACCGGUGUGAGAAAAACUGAGAAUUGUGGACUAAACAGACCUUCCAGGUAACUUAAAUUUACUGUUACUUUUGAAACUACUCUGUUAUUCUUCAGCAAUGGAGACCUGGCUGCAAGGCCUGAGCAUGACCAACACUGAACCAAGAUGUGAUCCUACGAAGAAGUGAAAGCAACUCAGGUUACAUUUAUGCAGCCAGGAAGCUGGCAGGCCCUCGUAAGUGCUCAUCUGCCUUUGAAUACAGUUCCCAUAUUGUGUCGUGGUGGAUAGAAGAGAGGUCUGUGUGAGGUCCUUGAGCUCCCUUCCAUACAAGUAAAAACAAGACAAGCAGAGUCAAGGCUGAGGUCUGCGUUCUGUGUCUCGGGACCUCACAUGCACUUCUGAAGCCCCAUCACAACAGCCCUCCAGGGAGCAACUAGCAUACGGUCUCUAUACAGGUAGCAUAACUGCAGCCAGAAACAGUGAGCAGGUACAAGUCAGGACAAAUGUUUGGCUUUGCAUACCAAAUGCAGAAAGGAAAAGUUACUCAGGAUCUGACAAAACUUGAGCUAAUUGUGUGUCUGUGCAUUAGGCACUCGUUACCUGGGCUUUCAUUAGUUAAUUGUUUUCUCUCUGGUAAGGGGAACUUGCUUGAAAACAAGAGAUACACCACUGGAAGGAAAAUUAUUUAAAAUGCCAAGCAAACCUGAUAUUGUCAGUAUUUCAAGGUGAGGAAGGUUAAACUGUGCAGAUUUUAGGGGGAAUAAAAUGCCUUCCUAUGAUGAAUUCCAAGGCAUCCAAAAGGCACAGUGUUGGCUCUCUGUCUCCAAAAGCAGAGUAAUGAAUAGCAGUGACAGUCUGAUAAUUAAAAUGACCUCUUGGAGAUAUGGAUUAGAAGGUACGCAGAGGGGGGAUAACUUCUCCUUCAAAUUAAUCUAGUGUUAAUUUAUGACUAAGGUUGGGUUUUAUAUGGUUUUAGUGGAAGACUUUCAAAGUUGGUUUACUGGGGUGAUAAUGUUCCUUCUGCGUAUCCAUUAUUUCUUUUUGAAUGAUUCUAGAUAUACAUAUAUAUCUCUCUAUAUAUAACAAGAGAGUUUCGGGUAUUUGCUUUGCCAUUGAACAGAAAUACUCUAGAAAUAUGAA
Molecule: messenger RNA, 4131 nt
Organism: Cuculus canorus (common cuckoo)
Lineage: Eukaryota; Metazoa; Chordata; Aves; Cuculiformes; Cuculidae
Product: AGBL carboxypeptidase 4
Exons: 13
Coding region: 17-1555 (512 amino acids)
Biological process (GO): proteolysis; negative regulation of DNA-templated transcription
Molecular function (GO): DNA binding; metallocarboxypeptidase activity; zinc ion binding
Source: RefSeq, a predicted model, not a curated record